This is a messenger RNA of Microtus oregoni (creeping vole), 1661 nucleotides long. RefSeq names its product eukaryotic translation initiation factor 2 subunit 3, X-linked-like. The record is from RefSeq and is a predicted model, not a curated record. Gene Ontology annotation, biological process: formation of translation preinitiation complex; positive regulation of translational fidelity. The transcript is spliced from 12 exons. Gene Ontology annotation, molecular function: translation initiation factor activity; GTPase activity; tRNA binding. Bases 34 to 1452 code for a protein of 472 amino acids. Gene Ontology annotation, cellular component: cytosol; eukaryotic translation initiation factor 2 complex. NCBI's taxonomy places the organism in Eukaryota, Metazoa, Chordata, Mammalia, Rodentia, Cricetidae.
GUUGCCGAACAGUUUCCUUCCUCUCUGAGCAAGAUGGCUGGGGGUGAGGUUGGAGUGACUCUCGGGCAGCCACAUCUUUCCCGACAGGAUCUCGCCACAUUGGACGUCACCAAGUUGACACCACUUUCACAUGAAGUUAUCAGCAGACAAGCUACAAUUAAUAUUGGUACAAUUGGCCAUGUAGCUCAUGGGAAGUCCACUGUAGUAAAGGCUAUUUCUGGAGUGCACACCGUCAGAUUCAAAAAUGAACUAGAAAGAAACAUUACCAUCAAGCUUGGAUAUGCCAAUGCCAAGAUUUAUAAACUUGAUGACCCAAGUUGUCCUAGACCAGAAUGUUACAGGUCAUGUGGCAGUAGUACACCGGAUGAGUUUCCCACAGACAUUCCUGGGACCAAAGGGAACUUCAAAUUAGUCAGGCGUGUUUCCUUUGUUGACUGUCCUGGCCAUGAUAUUUUGAUGGCUACAAUGCUGAACGGCGCAGCAGUGAUGGAUGCAGCUCUUCUGUUGAUAGCUGGUAAUGAAUCAUGCCCUCAGCCUCAGACUUCUGAACACCUUGCUGCCAUAGAAAUCAUGAAACUCAAGCAUAUUUUGAUCUUACAGAAUAAAAUUGAUCUGGUAAAAGAAAGUCAGGCUAAGGAACAAUAUGAGCAGAUUCUUGCAUUUGUACAAGGAACAGUGGCAGAAGGAGCGCCAAUUAUUCCAAUCUCUGCUCAGCUGAAAUACAAUAUUGAAGUUGUCUGUGAGUACAUAGUGAAGAAAAUACCGGUGCCCCCAAGAGACUUUACUUCAGAGCCCCAUCUCAUUGUUAUCAGGUCAUUUGAUGUCAACAAACCUGGCUGUGAAGUUGAUGACCUUAAGGGAGGUGUAGCUGGUGGUAGUAUUCUGAAAGGAGUCUUAAAGGUAGGCCAGGAGAUAGAAGUAAGACCGGGUAUUGUUUCCAAAGAUAGUGAAGGAAAGCUCAUGUGUAAGCCAAUCUUUUCCAAAAUUGUAUCACUGUUUGCGGAACAUAAUGAUCUUCAGUAUGCCGCCCCAGGUGGUCUCAUUGGAGUUGGAACAAAGAUCGACCCCACUUUGUGCAGAGCUGACAGGAUGGUGGGACAAGUGCUUGGUGCAGUUGGAGCUUUACCUGAAAUAUUCACAGAACUGGAAAUUUCCUAUUUCCUGCUGAGACGUCUCCUGGGUGUACGAACUGAAGGAGACAAGAAAGCAGCAAAGGUCCAAAAGCUGUCUAAGAAUGAAGUGCUUAUGGUCAAUAUAGGAUCCCUGUCAACAGGAGGAAGAGUUAGUGCUGUCAAGGCUGAUUUGGGCAAGAUUGUUUUGACUAAUCCUGUGUGCACAGAAGUAGGAGAAAAAAUUGCUCUUAGCCGAAGAGUUGAGAAACAUUGGCGUUUAAUUGGUUGGGGUCAGAUAAGAAGAGGAGUGACCAUUAAGCCGACUGUAGAUGAUGACUGAGGAGUCCAAUUUAAACGAUGCCUUGGGAUGGAGUUCGAAUUUCUUUUACUAGCCUAGGGUAUAUUUUCAAAGCAAUACUAGCGAAUUACUUUCAUAGCUCAUUACCUUGGUAGUAGCUGUAAGACUAUUCUCAUAUUUUGGUGAUGAAAAUAGGGCCCACAAGUAAAUGUGAAAAGUGGUAUACUAUAUACUAUAUUGGAUUAGAUCUA